CAUCAACCAAAAUGGACCCCGCGGAGCCCAAACUCGACCCAACAGACCAACACCCCCCCGCCAAAAGCACCGUGAUAGGCAUCUACGGCAUCCCAGGCGCCGGAAAGUCCUAUCUCCUGAAGCAGCUGCGAGAGCGUCUCGGGACCCAAACCUUCUCAUUCUACGAGGGCUCCGAGGCGAUCAACACCAUCACGCCGGGCGGACUGUCAGCCUUCAAGGAGAUGUCGGGGAGAGACAAGCGUUACUGGCGCGGUCAGGCCAUCGAAUACAUCGCCAAAGGCGGGUCCGGCGGCACGGCCAUCGUGACGGGGCACUUCAUGCUCUCGGACCAUGCGAGCCAGCAGCCAGCGAGUGUGAUGACUACUCGAGAUCUCAAGACCUAUACCCACAUCUUGUACUUGGAUACCCCGGCUGAUGUGGUGUAUCGUCGCCGGGAGGAUGAUGCGGAGAGGGACCGUCCGAGAAUCCCGAUCGCUCAGCUGGGAGAAUGGAGUUAUCACGAGAAGGGCGAGCUGAGAAAACUGUGUCUCAAACAUAAUAUCAUGUUCAUGGUCAUGCCGGACAGUCUUCCGCGGAUUGUUUUGUUGCUUCAGGAUUUCCAGCGCCAUGAUGAGUAUCAUAACCAGAAAGUGGCCGAUGAGUGCCUCGUCGAAGCGGUCUCUGCUGGCAAGGCGUAUCCGGAACAUGUCCUGUUGUUUGACGCGGACAAAACGAUGGCGCCUGUCGAUACGGGCCUGGAGUUCUGGAAACACUAUGACGGGGCUACCAAGUCGUGGGAUACCCUCGUGGAACUGUUCGACAGCCCGCUGGUGUAUUCGUACUCUGGCUUCAAGCAGGCGACUUUGCUUUAUGAGCAGGCGACGGACGACGACAGGUACGACGAGCUCUGCCAGCGGGUUGCAUCUGCAACAAAGCUGUAUCCCGAGAUAACGAGCUUUUUCCGUCGCGUUGUAAGGUGUGAUCAUAUUCGCAUUGUUGUGGUGACUUGUGGGUUGCGUCUGGUCUGGGAGAAGGUUCUGGCGCGAGAAGGCCUUGCGGAUGCGGUCAAGGUGAUCGGCGGGGGACGCAUUUCCGAUGGAUAUGUUGUGACGCCUCGUGUCAAAGGUGACUUGGUCGAAAGACUCAAGACUGAUUAUCAUGGGCAGGUCUGGGCGUUUGGAGACAGCUCGCUGGAUAUAGAGAUGCUCAGCAAAGCGCACCACGCCAUUGUCGUCGUGGGGGACGGAUAUUCCCGGAGUAGAAACAUGGAUGCCGCGUUGCAGAAAGCAAUUGAGAAGGGCCUCCAAGCGCGCCAGGUUCUGCUGCCCGGCACUGCGCCUCUCCGAUUGAACACAACAGUGCUUCCAGUGACCCGCCUCGACGACCCGGUCCUCAUCGAGACCCUCGUGGCAGUCAAGUUCAAACUCAUCCACGCCACUGGCAAAAGCGCGACCAAGCUGCUGCAGACCCCCAUGCGGAACGCAGCGGUGCAAGGCCCAUCAUUGCGCAAGGCCCACCACCAAGUCGGAUGGUACCUCGCAUUCGAGUAUCUGGCCGAUCUUCUUGGCGUGGAAGAGUACAGAAUUGCGCACGUUCAGGGCCAGAUGACCAUCGGGCAUCGACUAGCAAACGAAGAGCGCAUGCUGAUCAUAGGCCUGAUGCGCGGUGGAUUGUCAAUGGCUUUGGGCGUCAACAACGUCUUUGGACACGCGAGUCUCCUGCUUGUGUCCAAGCCUGAGGAGGUCCACCUUGACCAUCUCCAGGGCAAAACGAUCGUGUUGCUUGUGGACUCCGUGGUGAAUAAUGGCAAGACUGUCGCCGAGUUUUUCACGCGCGUUCGCGGCCUGAAGGGGGAUGUUCGCAUUGUGGUGGUCGCUGGGGUUGUGCAGGCGCAGGCUGUGGGCCGCGAUGGUCCGUUGCCGGCGAUCGCUCAGGAUGGAGGACUCACUGUGGUUGCGUUGCGUCUUUCCAUCAACAGAUACACGGGGACCAGGGGGACGGACACGGGCAAUCGCUUGUUCAAUACCAUGGACCUGCCCUGAUUUGCGGGAACGAUAGACCGACUGUCUUGGGAGUUUGAAGGGGUUAUUCACCGUUGUAUUGAUCCAGCAGUUUUGGGUUAUUUGGUAGGGUAGUCGAUGGAAUGGAUGGCUUCGAAUGGAGAAUUGUUG
Molecule: messenger RNA, 2150 nt
Organism: Aspergillus heteromorphus CBS 117.55
Lineage: Eukaryota; Fungi; Ascomycota; Eurotiomycetes; Eurotiales; Aspergillaceae
Exons: 1
Coding region: 12-2021 (669 amino acids)
Biological process (GO): L-serine biosynthetic process; dephosphorylation
Cellular component (GO): cytoplasm
Molecular function (GO): magnesium ion binding
Source: RefSeq, a predicted model, not a curated record